AUGAACAGCUCAAUCGAGCAGCGGCGCCACAGUGAGGGCAGUAACUCCACCUCCUGUAUCUUCAUGGUGAACAAACCGUACGCCCUCACCUGCUCCGUGGUGGCCUUCUACAUCCCGCUGGUCCUCAUGGUGCUGGCCUACCAGAGGAUCUACAUCACGGCUCGAGCCCACGCCCUGCAGAUCAGCAUCUUGCAGCGAGCGGGAGGAGGUGGAGGAGGUGGGAUAGACCAUCAACGAAACCACCGCAUGCGAACAGAGACCAAAGCAGCCAAGACUCUGUGCAUCAUCAUGGGUUGCUUCUGCCUCUGUUGGGCGCCGUUCUUCGUCACUAACGUGGUGGACCCCUUUAUAGACUACGCGGUGCCGGAGCAGCUGUGGAUCGCCUGCCUGUGGCUGGGAUACAUUAACUCCAUGCUCAACCCCAUCCUCUACGCCUUCCUCAACAAGUCCUUCCGCCGUGCCUUCCUCAUCAUCCUGUGCUGCGGGAGGAAGAGGUACCGCCGGCCGUCCAUCCUGGGGUCCGGAGCGCCCUGCACGGCCACGCAGAUCAACGGCUCCACACAUGUAGUCAAGUAA
Messenger RNA from Notothenia coriiceps (black rockcod), 576 nucleotides. RefSeq names its product 5-hydroxytryptamine receptor 4-like. The record is from RefSeq and is a predicted model, not a curated record. Bases 1 to 576 code for a protein of 191 amino acids. Gene Ontology annotation, biological process: chemical synaptic transmission; regulation of appetite; adenylate cyclase-activating adrenergic receptor signaling pathway. Gene Ontology annotation, cellular component: plasma membrane. The transcript is spliced from 2 exons. Gene Ontology annotation, molecular function: G protein-coupled serotonin receptor activity. Lineage: Eukaryota; Metazoa; Chordata; Actinopteri; Perciformes; Nototheniidae.